Messenger RNA from Heterocephalus glaber (naked mole-rat), 1837 nucleotides. RefSeq names its product zinc finger protein 597 (gene Znf597). Gene Ontology annotation, cellular component: nucleus. Gene Ontology annotation, molecular function: RNA polymerase II transcription regulatory region sequence-specific DNA binding; DNA-binding transcription factor activity, RNA polymerase II-specific. Gene Ontology annotation, biological process: regulation of transcription by RNA polymerase II; embryo development. The record is from RefSeq and is a predicted model, not a curated record. Lineage: Eukaryota; Metazoa; Chordata; Mammalia; Rodentia; Bathyergidae.
GACCCCGUGGGCAGAGCCGGAAAUAUCUGCUAGUAGACACGCACGAGGACCUUCCUCGUGCAGCUGCCGGUGAAGUACCGGUCUUCGGUUAAGCGGCCGGAUUGGUUUCAUUAUGAGGGACAGCCCCCUGGGCGCAAACUGACCAAUCAAAGAGCAGGAAAGCAGAGGCGGCUGGGCAGCUUCAUCCGAACAUUCCUAUGGCGACAUGAAGAAGAGGUCUCCCACACCCGAGAUGGCGUCCACGCUCCCGACAUCCGACGCCCAGGAACCAAUACUGUUUGACGAUCUGGCUGUAUAUUUUUCUCAAGAGGAAUGUGUAAAUUUGAACCCUGCCCAGAAGUCCCUUACCAGAGAGGCCACACAGGAGUGUUCUAACGAUGUGACCUUAAUGGGAGGGGAAAGCAACACUGAGAUUAAUGAGCAGUUAAGCCUAGAGUCCCUGGAACUUGAACAGCUUUCCUUAGAAAAUUACUCCAUUGCUGCACCCGAAGUCCAUUCACAAAGGUCCUCUGAGGAUGGAGUUGGAAUCCCUGAAAGGAAAAAAUCAGGCGGAACUUCCACUUACAAGAAAAAGUUAAUGAGUCUUUUAGUGACUAUUGAAAACCAUACCCCAUUAGUGGAACUGUCUCAGUGUUUAGGAGUCAGAUCACUUUCUGAAAUUCUUGAAUUUCCCUUGGAAGAAGCCAAAAAUGAGUACAAGUGUCCUGAGUGUGACCAAAGCUUCAGCGAUACUUCAUAUCUUGCUUUGCAUCAGAAAAUUCAUUCAGGAGAAAAAAAGUAUAAAUGUGAUGACUGUGGGAAGACCUUCAGUCAUAGUGCCAACCUGAGGACACACAGGAGAAUCCACACUGGUGAGAAGCCUUAUAAGUGUACCAGGUGUGGUACCACCUUCCGUCAGCAGUCACAUCUGUCCCGGCACAUGAACAGCCACAUAAAGGAGAAACCCUAUACAUGUGAUAUAUGUGGGAGAAGUUUUAUGUGGCUCCCAGGAUUAGCACAGCAUCAGAAAAGCCACGCUGCUGAAAAAGAAUAUGACUGUGCUCACCGUGAUAAAUCUCUUGCUCAGAAAACAAAUCUGGCUUUGCAUGAGAAUACACACACACCAGCAAUACCACAAUACCAGCACACUCAGUGCAUGAAGAACUUCAAACAGCCUUCAUACCCUGCCCUCCCUGAGAAGAGCCACAAGGAAGACUCUGAACAAUACAAUAUUGAUGAUGAAAACUUUUUUUCAUUCUCCAGAUUCAAGCCCUUACAGUGUCCUGAAUGUGACUUGAAAUUUCCUUGUUUCUCUGAGCUUGUUUCUCAUCAGAACAUUCACAUAAAAGAAAAACCCUAUAAAUGUGAAAUGUGUGCACAGAGUUUUGCUUUGGAUUCAGAACUUGCAUGCCACCAGAAGAGCCACAGGCAAGAGUAUCCUUUUAAAUGUUCUGUUUGUGGGAAGAGUUUUAAAGCGAAUAUGCAUCUCGUUACUCAUAAGCGAACGCACAGGAAAAAAACCCUGUAAAUAUAGGGAAAUAAGCUCUACUGUGAGACAAGAAAGAUAAGUUUCUUUGUAUGAGUAAUUAUAAGCAAGGUGCCCAAUACAGUAAGCCACAAGAUCUAUAACAGAAGACUGGUAUGAAACCCCUCACACUGUUCCAAGCAUCAACCAUGGACAGAGUUAAAUCAUAGGAAGUGUGGAAUACAACCCGGUUACAGGCUGUACAGGGAUGGCAAUGGAAACACGUUGACACAAACAGAUGCAUGCCUUGUAUAAGUGUUGCUACCUGAACACACAGUUAUUAUAUGUCAUACAAAACUACAACUUUGAUCCAAUAAAAUAUUAGACCAAACA